CUUAUUAGUUUGUUACUUACUUGCAUAUAAGAGCUUUGUAAUUAGAUCAAUACCUUUUGGUAUGGAGUUGUAAUAUUCCAUACAAAUCCAUCAUAAAGUACUUGAUGUUUCCAAAUGCGAUCAAAAUCAUUACUCUUCGUCCUUCUCCUUCAACAUGGCAGCACGAGCAGCGAACUCUAUAGCACCAACGGCUGUUGGGUCAUCUGUGGCUAAUAGCUCAUUCAAUGACAAGGGCAAACCUAUGGAAGUCAGGCGUUCGAACAUGGUGGCUGCAAAAGCCAUCAGCGACGCCGUUCGAACCUCACUAGGUCCCAGGGGUAUGGACAAGAUGAUCCAAACUUCGAAAGGAGAAGUUAUUAUCACCAACGAUGGGGCCACCAUUCUGAAGAGUAUUCAGGCUCUGCAUCCGGCGGCCAAGAUGCUUGUGGACCUUUCGGCGGCUCAGGAUGUGGAAGCUGGAGAUGGUACGACUUCCGUCGUUGUGCUCGCUGGAAGCCUGCUCGGUGCCGCAGAGAAGAUGUUGCAAAAAGGUCUUCAUCCAACAAUCAUCGCCGAAUCAUUCUUGAAGGCGUCCACAAAGGCGGUUGAAUACCUGACUGAGAUGUCUACACCUGUGAACUUGAAUGACAGGUCUUCUUUGCUCAGAGCAGCUACCACCUCACUCCAAUCCAAAAUUGUAUCGCAAUAUUCUUCUACACUUGCUCCCAUCGCAGUUGAGGCUGUUUUGCGUCUCGUUACUCCAACUUCAUCGAACGUCGAUCUCCGUGACAUCCGUAUUGUCAAGAAGGUUGGCGGAACGAUUGAAGAUACCGAGCUGGUGGACGGCGUCGUGUUGAAUCAGAAUGUGGUUACCUCUGCCGGUGGACCAACACGUAUUGAGAAGGCGAAAAUCGGCAUCAUCCAGUUCCAGCUCAGUGCACCUAAACCAGAUAUGGAUAAUACUGUUGUUAUCAACGAUUACCGCCAAAUGGACAAGGUCAUCAAGGAAGGCCGCCAAUACCUUUUGAACAUCUGCAAGAAGAUCAAGAAAGCAAACUGCAACGUGUUACUGAUCCAGAAGUCUAUUCUUCGUGAUGCUGUCGAUGACACUUCCCUCACCUUCCUCAAACGUCUCAAUAUUCUUGUUAUCAAGGAUGUUGAACGUGACGAAAUUGAGUUCUUGUCUAAGUCUCUUUCAUGCAAACCUGUUGCAGACAUUGAAGCAUUCACUGAAGACAAGCUCGGUUAUGCUGACUUGGUGGAGGAGGCCAAUCACUCCGGUGCCAAGGUUGUCAAGAUCCUUGGUGUCAAAAACCCUGGACGUACUGUCAGUAUUCUUGCUACUGGUAGUAAUCACCUUGUCUUGGAAGAGUGCGAACGUAGUCUUCACGACGCUCUCUGUGUCGUCAGAUGUCUCGUCAAGAAGCGGGCAUUGAUCGUCGGAGGAGGUGCACCCGAAAUCCACGUGUCGCGCCUACUGUCACAAUAUGCCCACUCGUUAAAGGGCAUGGAAGCGUACUGCUUCCAAGCAUAUGCCGAUGCACUCGAGGUCAUUCCAACAACGUUGGCAGAAAACGCGGGUCUCAAUCCUAUCUCAAUCGUCACCGAACUACGCAACCGACAUGCACUGGGAGAGCGCAAUGCCGGUAUCAACGUCCGCAAAGUAAGGAGAAGCUUUCUAAUGUCUGACGUACUCAUGUUGAUCCUUGUGUGUUUUGCAGGGGUUGAUCUCGAACAUCCUGGAAGAAGACGUUGUGCAACCACUGCUUGUAUCAACAAGUGCUAUUGAGCUGUCGACAGAGACGGUCUGCCUCAUUCUCAAAAUCGAUGAUUAUGUACAAGCACGUUAGAUAUAAAUCUGUAAUCACGCAAUUGGUAUCCGUCACGCUGCUGGGAAUCAUAUACAAGACAUCCGUUCAUCAUCAACAUUGAGUUGUUCAUCCGUCCUUCAACAAGGCCUUGAUAGAAUUUCGUAAACUCUCGUCCGCACAUCGAAGAUGCCAAAGACAACUCUCUUCUUCGCCUUCUUUCAGUCGGAGCAAUGCAACCCCAGACUGGGCAAUAAAGCCUGGUGAUGUAGAGAUUUGAAUCUUCAAGUCGCCUGCAAGUUGAUCAUCAGCAGUGGACUAAUCGUACAGAAAUACCAAAUCUCAUACCAAUGAAUGGUG
Molecule: messenger RNA, 2147 nt
Organism: Somion occarium
Lineage: Eukaryota; Fungi; Basidiomycota; Agaricomycetes; Polyporales; Cerrenaceae
Source: the annotation of a GenBank genome assembly